This is a messenger RNA of Bursaphelenchus xylophilus (pine wood nematode), 1728 nucleotides long. The record is from the annotation of a GenBank genome assembly. Lineage: Eukaryota; Metazoa; Nematoda; Chromadorea; Rhabditida; Aphelenchoididae.
AUGAUGAUGGUCCUUCUAGUCAUCGUUCUCCUGAUCUCGGCCUACCUUUUCUAUCACCUUUAUUACAAGCGGAUUGGGCUUCCGCCAGGUCCAAUGCCAUAUCCAAAAGUUGGGAAUACAAUGGAUAUGGUCGGGGAAAAAGAACCGGAAAAGAUUUUUGAUGAAUAUAAAGCCAAAUAUGGAAGUGUGGUUACAUUUUGGAUUGGAAAUACCCCAAUGAUCCUGCUGAAUACAAAGGAAUUGGCCGAUGAAUAUAUGAUAAGACAAGGCGACAUUUUUGUGGAUCGGAUUGCACUGGAUCCAGUAAUGAAAAUAAUCCGAGGAGGAGAGAGUGGACUCAUCAAUAUGUCUGGGGAUUUGUGGAGAAAUCAACGGAGGUUUGCCUUGAAAGUGAUGAGGGAUUUUGGACUGGGAAAAAGCGGAAUGGAAGAGAGGGUACGUUAAAGAAUCACGUGUUGGAUACACCAAUUAAAUUUGCAGUUACUGUCUGAAGCUUUAUUCAUCUGCGAAAAAGUUAACAAAGAUAUUGAUGCGGGUCUUGAAGACAUUGACUUGAAAAAAUACCUUGAUCUGGCAACUGGCUCUGUCAUCAAUACGGUGGUUUGUGGGGAAAGCUUUACAGCGCUAGUAAGUUUCUUUUAGAACCUCUCCAAAGCUUUAGCAAGAGUCCAUCCUCUCAUUAAUGGUAUGACUUUCAGAAUAAAGAAGACGAUUUCUAUAAGAUUCAAGACAUCAUGAAUAUCGUCAACAAUGGUGGCGACGACCAGUUCGCCAUGCUCCUUUUUCUCUUCCCAUUUCUGUUACAGGUUCCAUAUAUCAAUAAACGAGGACUUGCUUUGAUUGAGAAGAUCCAAGGCCUCCUGAAACACAUUGACAAACAAGUUGAUGACCAUCUUCAGAAGAAUAACUAUUCAGAUCAGUCAAUGGAACCGAGAGAUUUCAUCGAUGCUUUUAUGUUGGAAAAGGCCAGAUUGGAGGAAAAUGGGGAGGAUGCAGGCUACUUUACCAAAGAACAAUUGAGAGGAACGGCGAUCGAUCUAUGGUUUGCCGGGCAUGUAAGAAAACACUUUAAAUCACGAUGUAAGCCUCGUUGCAGGACACAACAAGUGCCACAAUGAGUUGGAUUGUGUCGUAUCUUUGCUACCAUCAAGAAAUUCAAAAUAAACUUCACGAUGAAAUCGACAGAGUGAUCUCAUCUGACCGUCAGAUUCGAACUUCUGAUCGUCCAGACCUCCCAUAUUUGCUGGCCUUUAUAACGGAGGUCCAAAGGUUGGCAAACAUAGUUCCGUUCAACGUCCCGCGUGUGACAACUGAGGACGUAAACAUUGAUGGAUUCCACAUUAAAAAAGGAACUGCAGUUUUGGCGCAGAUUGGCACAAUCAUGAGAGAUGAAAAGGUAACCCUUUGUGCCUUCGUCAAAUAAAUUUCGGAUCAGUUUUCUGUCAAAGGAAUUUAUAGAACUUCUCGUCGCCUUUCGAAUUCAAACCCGAGCGCUUUAUCGAUAAUAACGGAAAGUUUGUUGCCAAUUCAGCGGUACUACCAUUCUCAUUGGGAAGGAGAUCAUGCCUUGGAGAAGGUCUGGCGAGGAUGGAGCUGUAUCUAUUUACUGCCAACCUCCUGAAUCAAUUCAAAAUUCUGCCAGGAAAGACGCCACCAACACUGAAGAAAAUAAAACCAAGUUCAUUCCAUGCUGCUUUGUACACUUGUAAAAUGGAGAAGAGAUAUUAG